AUGCCUUCAUUUCCUACGACUCCCUUGGUUCGGACCAGGGAGGAUGGUCUUCAGAUCAGCUACCCGCUCCCUCAUCGCAUCCACGCUGCCCAGGGCUACCCGCUUCGAGCUCCGAAUGGCUCAUCGAUCCUUGUCUAUGGCUAUGACACUGGCCUAAAAGUGGUCUGGAGGGGAGGACGACGUUUCACAGAACUCAAGACAAAAGCACCCGAAGGACGGUCCAAAGGCGCAGAAAAUCAUGCGGACGACUCGGUUAUGAUCAUUGACUCCGACGAAGAAGAGGAGCCUGAGCCAGUAAAGGAGGAUCUCAAUAUUGAAUUUGACCUGGAGGAGACUGAAGUUGACCCCAACGCUCCAUACGAGGAGAUUCUGCGACAAAUCGACAUCCCCCUUGGAAGCCGAGUGUUGGAUUUGGCAGUGCCUCGCGUUCUUCCUGAAGAAUCGCGCUCUCCCCUCGAGCCCUUCCCGCCAAUUCUGAGGUCUACCAUCGUUAUAUCUGUCGUCUGCUCUGACCUUUCAACCAAGGUCGUGACUCUACCGAUUGCUCCUCCACACCCUGCACAGUCUGACUCUAAAAGCUGGCACAUUCAAACAUUCACCGUCAAUGGAGCCACGACCCACCAAGACAUUCCUCGUGGUAUCUCUCUUACAUUCACUUGUCAUGAGUUCGAAGAUGAGAAAGACCAGCGGAAGUCGCGGGGUCGGUUUGGAUCCCAUGGGAAAUGGGAUCUGCUUGUCGCCACGCAUUCCGCAGAAGGCUGUGGUGCGUUAUUGCUGCACCGCAUCCCAAUUCGCGAAUCCUCUGGAUCGUUCUAUCUCUUGGAUGAGGAAAUCACCUCACAACGACGACUACUGCCAGCGCCCGCCCAAACAAUCGCUUUCAACCCUUCAACGUGGCCGUCUGUCCGCCAUGCCAACCUGCUUGUUGCGUUCCACAGCGGAUGUGUCAAGAUAUACUCCUGCUUCUCUGUUAAGAAGGCACCCAAAUCUGCGCGUAGGGCCUCGCUACCACAGGAAGAUUACGACGUUGUUGACACAGAGGGUCGGUGGUUGAUCUCUCUAUAUCCCGGAUUCGAGCAAGGUCCCACAGGGCUUCCUCGGCGGAAGACAAUUGUUGACGCCGCAUGGGUUCUCGGCGGUCGGGCAGUGAUGGUACUUCUGGAAGAUGGUGAAUGGGGCAUAUGGGACAUCGAAGGUGCUGGCCCCGGAGCUGCAAAGGGCCCGCUCCACCGCCAAACGAGCAUCCAAGGUGUCACUGGAGGUUCCUUGACUGCUUACGCAGUUUGUGGCCGCAUCAUGACACCACCCUCCAACAGUAACUCCGAGGCAGAGCAUCGACCGCGGUUCGCACCCAUGACCCCUUCAACAAGACGUGUUCGGGAAGACGGAUUGUUGAGGGGUUCUUCGGGCACAGCCAGCCCGUCUCACCGAGGCCAGAUCUCGGUGUUGCAGACUAAUCCUUCGUCGGACGUGCUACCCGAUGAGUCAAUUCUCCUUCGUCACGGCCGCCAGAGCGCCGUUAUUACAAGCUUACUAUCCUUGUGGCGAAAUGCCGUCAAGGCCACGGGUACCUUUGAUUCGUCUAACCGCUGCCGACUGUCCCCAUUCCAAGAUGUGAAUCUGAUGGGUCAGAAUUUCCAAGCGAUCGGCCACCUACCAGCCCCAGUACGUCGUUCUCGUGCAGCUGAGAGGCAAUCCUUCGAUGUACUUGUGGCAGCAGAGUCUCAGCUGUCAAUCCUGGCGCCGAGAUUGAAGGAGUCUGAUCACGAAGAAAACGAGUCGGCUGUGAAAGUUGAAAAUACCGAUGAAACCGAUCAGCUGAUGCUCCGACGUGGCGAGCUUGAUGUGGAGGGAAUGGGUCGUCUCCUCAAUGGCAUGGCCAACGGAGCCGGAAGUGCUUCUUUGCGCAUGGGCAGCCCCGUGAAGCGGACUCGCACCUUUGUCUAA
Molecule: messenger RNA, 1947 nt
Organism: Penicillium brevicompactum
Lineage: Eukaryota; Fungi; Ascomycota; Eurotiomycetes; Eurotiales; Aspergillaceae
Exons: 2
Coding region: 1-1947 (648 amino acids)
Molecular function (GO): protein binding
Source: RefSeq, a predicted model, not a curated record